Molecule: messenger RNA, 1512 nt
Organism: Lachancea nothofagi CBS 11611
Lineage: Eukaryota; Fungi; Ascomycota; Saccharomycetes; Saccharomycetales; Saccharomycetaceae
Source: the annotation of a GenBank genome assembly
AUGAGCAACUGCAAUGAUAUGCCUCAAGGCUUGAUCGUAACUGCAAAGCAGACGUACUACCCAAUUGAACUUUCAAAUGCAGAAUUGCUAGCGCAUUACGAGACCAUCCAGGACUAUCACCAAGAGAUUUCCGCCAAUGUGAUCUCGCAAUCGUGCAAGUUCAAGCCCGAUCUAAAACUCAUCGAUCAGCAACCCGAGAUGAACCCCCAGCAGACCCGCCACCAGGUUAUAGCGGUGCUGUUCGAGCUCUCAGUCAAGACGCGGGUCACCAAUGGCAUUUUUUUUCACUCGGCCCGGCUCUAUGACCGCUACUGCUCAAAGAGAGUCGUGCUCAGAGAGCAAGCCAAGCUUGUGAUCGCCACCUGUUUGUGGCUCACGGCCAAGACAUGGGGUGGUUGCAAUCACAUCAUAAACAAUGUCUCAGUACCUACCGGUGGGCGCUUCUAUGGGCCCAACCCUAGAGCUCGUAUUCCUAGGCUUUCAGAGCUCGUACACUAUUGCGGCGGAUCCGAAGUUUUUGAUGAGAGCAUGUUUAUGCAAAUGGAGAGACACAUCCUUGAUACCCUGAGUUGGGACAUUUGCGAGCCUAUGAUUAACGACUAUGUACUGAAUGUCGACGAAAACUGCUUGAUCCAAUACGAGCUGUACAAGAGACAGCUGGAGCAUAACAAGGGCUGGUUCCACAGGAACUCUCAAUCAUCAGACAGCGAUGCUACCGAGGCCGACGAAGAAGAAGAUGAGGAUUUGGUAGUCAAAAUUCAAUUGAUUAACGUUAAGAAAUUCCUUAUAGACCUUGCGACGUGGCAAAAUGAGCUCUUGAAGUAUGAGAUGUUCGAAGUGGCAAAUGGAAUAUUCUCCAUUAUCAACAAAUUCACAGGACAAGACCAAGGUCCGCUUUUACUAGCGCCUCUGCCCACAUCUGCGAACCAAGCUGUGCUCCUCAAGAUUUUCAUCCUCGCGGUAGUUAAAGCUCCUAAAGCGCUUCUUCAAUUCUACGAAGACAGCCAAGGUGUCAUGGCGUUUGUCGCCGCGGUUCGGGAGUAUUAUACGUCGCAGCAGAAAACGCUACAACUCGCCUCACAGAAGGAUCUGUCCCGGAGAUCGACCCUCUGCUACGAGGUGCCCUCCAUACCUUCCCCUCCUUACCAAAACGUCAACUACACGCCUCUCAGAAAUACAUCAGCGCCUUCUGACGUGAGCAUAUUCAGCACUGCAGAAUCUCAACCUUCUCCCGUCACGCCCGUGAUGUACUCUUUUGCUCAUAAAACCCUGUCCAACAGCGCAUGUGGCUCCACGUUGAGCGUGAACAGUCUUUCAAAUAAGCGUACUAGAAAUCACGACUACGAUUGCAUGGAUCAAGAUAAAGAAAACACAAGCUCAACUUUUGUUGCGCCGCCACGCGCUAAAUUCGUCGGCAACAGCAUUUUCGCAUCUGGUGGAACGUCCGCCACUAACAGCAGCCGGUCCUCGCUUGUUUCGCUGGCCAUCAGCAACGUUAAUAAUAUGGUAUAG